AUGAAGCCAUUCAUCACAGUCUUAGUGCUUGCGGCUUCGGCCGUCAAUGCACUGCCCUCUACCAACUAUGUGCUUCACGAAUCGAGACAUGCUUCAGGUAUCCGGAAAAGGAGUUUGGCUUCACAAUACGCCAGAGCUGACUCUAAUGCCAUCGUUCCCGUCAAAAUUGGACUUGCGCAGUCUAAUCUCAACACUGGCUAUGACAGGCUAAUGGAUGUUGCUCAUCCUUCAUCUCCCAACUACGGCAAAUAUCUUAGCCAAGAUGAGGUCAUCGAGUUGUUCGCUCCGAAGAAGGAGAGCGUGACGGCUGUCAAAAACUGGCUCACGCAGUCUGGAAUAAGUGCUUCGCGUAUCAAGCACUACCAGAACAAGGGCUGGUUGUCUGUGGAUAUGCCUGUUCGCGAGGCAGAGGCACUCUUUCAGACUCAAUAUCAUGAAGUUGAGCACAAGGGUGCCUUGAAACUUGGGAGUGAAGAGUACUACCUUCCUCAACAUAUUCGAGAGCACGUUGACUAUGUCACACCUGGUGUCAAGCUUUCGUCGCCCAUGAAGAAGCGAUCUAUCACUCGAGGCAACCACCAAAGGAGCCGUCCAUACAAGGUAACACCGUCUCCUGCUGAUUGGCAAGAUGCGGCUACAAUAGAUGCACAUCAUCUGGGACAUGAUCUCGCGGGGUGUGCCAAGAACUUCACCCCACCGUGUUAUCGGGCCCUCUACAAGAUCCCAGAGGAUAACAAAGCCCUUGAAGGAAACUCUGUGGGCUUGUACGAGUCCGGAGACACAUACUCGCAAGAGGAUAUCGAUCUCUUCUUCGCCAAGUACGCUCCAUAUAUCCCUCAAGGCACUUCACCAAUCCCUGCUUUUGUUGACGGCGCAGUCGCUCCGGUGCCUGUGGACUCUGACUACAACACGGGCGAGUCGGAGAUCGACAUCGAUAUCGUUGCUUCUUUGGUUUACCCUCAGACUAUCACGCUUUACCAGGUUGACGACAUUCCAAACUUGAGCAGCGGCAUUGCCGGCUUUCUGAAUACUUUCCUCGAUGCUCUAGAUGGUUCUUACUGUACCAAAACCGCGUAUGGAAUCACUGGUGAUAGUGCUGGUAUCGACGCUUCGUAUCCGGAUACUGCUCCUGGUGGUUACAACAAGACAGAGAUGUGCGGCGUCUACACCCCAACGAAAGUCAUUUCGAUCUCUUACGGCGAAGCCGAGUUGGAUCUUCCUAAGAACUACAUGUAUCGACAAUGCGAUGAGUUUUUAAAGCUUGCGCUGCAAGGAACCACCACCCUAAUCGCUUCGGGUGAUUAUGGUGUCGCUAGUUUUGCUGGCGAUAUCACCGAGAGCGGUUGUCUUUCCGGGUACAACUUGACUGAAACAAUUUACAACCCAGAUGCUGUUAGUGCGUGUCCAUAUGUGACGUCUGUCGGUGCUACACAGUUGCAGCCCAACCAGACAAUUCAUGACCCCGAGUCCGCUAUGCAAACAGCAUUGGCACCAGCUCCAAGUCCCGAAUCCCGCUUCUCGAGCUCUGGUGGCUUCUCCAACUAUUUUCCAGCUCCGGACUACAUGAAGGAUGCUUUGGACACCUACUUCUCUAAGCACGAUCCCGGCCACCCGUCUUAUAUCGCCAACGAGAACGCCACUAACAUUGGUGAGGGUGGCGGUUUAUACAACCGUGCUGGCCGUGGAUUCCCUGAUAUAUCUGCCAACGGAGCGAACUUCCGCGCCUUCAACGGUGGAAACGACUACCACUGGUUUGGCACAAGCCUAGCCGCACCACUGUGGGCUGCUGUUUUGACGCUCAUCAACCAAGAGAGGCAGGCUAUUGGUAAAUCGCCUGUCGGAUUCAUCAACCCGGUUCUCUACGCCAACCCCGAUAGCUUAACGGAUAUCAAAAAUGGAAGUAAUGCAAACUGUGGUAGCAGUGGUUUUCCAGCUGUCGAAGGAUGGGAUCCAGUGACAGGCUUGGGCACGCCAAACUACCCAGCAUUGUUGGAUCUCUGGUUGAACUUGCCGUAG
Truncatella angustata is the source of this 2016-nucleotide messenger RNA. RefSeq names its product peptidase S8/S53 domain-containing protein. Lineage: Eukaryota; Fungi; Ascomycota; Sordariomycetes; Amphisphaeriales; Sporocadaceae. The coding region runs from base 1 to 2016 and encodes 671 amino acids. The transcript is spliced from 2 exons. Gene Ontology annotation, biological process: proteolysis. Gene Ontology annotation, molecular function: tripeptidyl-peptidase activity; serine-type endopeptidase activity. The record is from RefSeq and is a predicted model, not a curated record.